Messenger RNA from Symbiodinium sp. CCMP2592, 2337 nucleotides. Lineage: Eukaryota; Dinophyceae; Suessiales; Symbiodiniaceae. The record is from the annotation of a GenBank genome assembly.
AUGGCAGGAGACCAGAAGUUUGCAUCCGUGGUGCCCGUUGAAGCAGAGGGCGACGAUGAGGCACCGAAGCCAGGAGCUAUCGUGCAGUUCACCACUGCGAUCUACUUCGUUGAGGAAGAAGAGCCGGAUUUGACCAUCGACAUCAUGCGAUUGGGAUCCCUGAGGGGCGACAUCAGCGUGGACUGGCUUACCGAAGAUGGUUCUGCAAAAGCAGGGGUACGGUACGAGGCAGCGAAAGGUCAGAUUGUCAUGAAGGAUGGCGAGUACCGGAAGCAGAUCAAGAUCAAGACGAUCGCCAACGAUUUCUGGUCUCCGACAUUGGAGUUCAAGGUCAAACUCGAGAACCCUAGUGGCUGUUCCCUGGGUCUGUUCCUGAAAUCGUGUCGUGUCAAAGUGAUUGAUGGCGACACUUUCCCCUCAAGUAUGAAUAGGGAGCUAUUGCUGCAAGGUGAGGAUGGCGUGCGACGAAUCCGCAUGAUACGGCUUCUGUGGGAGUUCUGGAAGCUCUGUUUCAAUCAGGUGAAGGGGGUGAAGACCCGGACCUUGGUUACACUGUUUUUGGAUCAGCUCCGGAAUGCUAGGAAGCUCUCCGUCCUCCUGCUCAACAUUUAUAUGGUGGAUGUUGUUUUCAAUACAGGCGAUUCGACGACCCAGGAACAGCUCAUGCUUGCCACUCGGCAAGAGACGGCUCUGAUGGUUGGGAUAUGCCUUGCUGCACCCAUGAUCCUUAUGCACGUGGCGGCCCUGAUUAAGGCCAAGAUGGACUUGAAGGGCCACAUUAACCUUUUUCUGCAGCGAGCCCUCUUUCGAAAGUACAUGAACUAUAGUGAGGAGUCCCGAAACGAAACUCCUCCUGCCACGGUACAGGGUGCCGUCCUGUCGGAUGCAGGCGAUGCCGCGGAAAGCUACAUGAAAUUGUUGGAGCUUGUGUCGAUCGUCGUUCAGCUUGGGAUUUUCAUCUACUUCACUCUCAUGGAGAACCCUGAAGCUUUGGUGUUCAUUCUCUUGAUGCCUUGCUGCAUGGUGGUCUACUUCAUUGUUGUCGGUCUGAUCCGCGGGCCCAGAGAUCUGUGGAAGGACACUGAGGACGCGAUGCUGUUCCUGGUCGAGGAAGUGUGCCAGCGCUAUAGGCUCGUGGCAGACUACUUCCAAAGGCCUCAGAUGAACGAUGAGUUUGAGAAGACCAGCGGCGAGCUGCGAACGGGAAUCGUCCCGGACAAUAUGCGCGAUGCCAACGACGAAAUGUUCCCAAAGUGGCUUGGCCCAGUCUUCAUGGCCAUCUACAUCGCCAUGGAGGCGAACAGCGUGGUGGAGGGAAGGUUGAGCCUCGGAACCUUCCUGGCCACAGUGGGCAUCAUGAGCGAGAUCAGUGACCAGUUCGGCGAGAUUUACGCAAUCAUUCUGGAGCUGCGCUUGCUGCAUGUGGCAGUGGUGGACUUGACCGUGAUGUUCAACAGUGCAACAGACCUCAAGAAACAAAAGGAAGUGAACCGAAAGCGCCGCGAAGAGUCCAGAAAGGCACGUGACGCCCUGUUUUCAGAGCCCUCAGAUCCUGAUGCCGAUCCGACGGCGGCCUUGUACAAGACGGACCUGAUCCCAAUUAGGCUCGACAGCAUGGGCUACUCGUUGAUAAAUGCGGAGGGGACCGUCAUCAAAACACUCUUCAAGGACGUCUCUGUUCAAGUGGAGCAGGGGAAGUUGAUUGCCGUCACAGGCGACCACGGCUCGGGCAAAGCCACGCUGUUGCGGCUUCUGGGCGGCGUGAUCUAUCCUCAACAGGGUCUGAUCUUCAUCCCGUCACACCUCCGGGUGCUGCAUGUUACCCAGGAGGCACUCAUCAUGAAUGGCACGCCGUGGCGGAACUUGAUUUUUGGAUGCCCACCACCGGCCAAAAUCGACCCGCAGCGUGUGCAGACCAUUCUCCAAAUGAUGGGAAUGAAGGUGACGCUUUCGCUGAUCGAGGAGGAUUUGCAGAAGCAUGCCAAAGGGGAGGCACCCCAAAAAUCUGCCGAGAGUUUCCGAGAUGCCUGGAUCGGGUCCAUGACCUAUUCGGAGAAGGUCAAGAUCCACCUGGCACGGGCUUUCAUCAUGAACCCCGAGGUAAUGGUUUUGCAGCGGCCGCUGCACCAUUACGAUGCACCUACAGCUGCGAUCAUUCUGGGGCUCUUGCAGGCCCACGUGAAGGAACGAGGUCUUGGGUUACCUGCGAAGGAUAGAGAGCAUCGACGUCCCAGAACCGUCUUCUUUACGGUGGAGGAGAAGUCUCAGGCAGAGGCCUCGGAUGUGAUUUGGAGGAUCACGGACGAGGGCACGGUCGUCACAGGGAGCAAGGGUUAA